AUGAUUUAUUCAAAUAAAACAUCACACACGUUCUUCUUUUUCCUGUUUAUUAAUGUGUUAGUCCAACCAAUCACAGUUGCCGUUGAUAGUAAUAUCAUUGCGCGUUUAUAUGACAUUUUCAAGUCAAUUCCAUUUUAUUUGUUAUCCACAAUGACACCCGAAACCCUAAAAGGUAUUCCUCCACUGAACUCAAAAUUCAUAAAAUCGCUUGUGUUACAACCGAUUGUUCUUUCUAUUUCACUCAAUUUGCAACCAAAUCAAUUGGUCUUCAGUUCAUAUAAUGCAGCAACAGCAUUUUUAUAUGCAUUCGGUUCUUUAUUAGUAAACAUCAGAAAAUCUUCAAUUAAAUUGAACACCUCAAUUGCAAAGAAUAUUAACAGCGACACUGUUGAUAUCAAUAUCGACAAUAUUAAGGGCUCAUUAAAACAUGUUUUCAUCGAACUACAAGCAAAUCACGAACCAAGCCAUCAUCUUCUUUGCAAAUUCUUCGUUUGGGGAAACCCUCAAGGGCUACCGAAAGACAUCUCAACAUGA
Molecule: messenger RNA, 534 nt
Organism: Entamoeba invadens IP1
Lineage: Eukaryota; Evosea; Mastigamoebida; Endamoebidae
Exons: 1
Coding region: 1-534 (177 amino acids)
Source: RefSeq, a predicted model, not a curated record